This is a messenger RNA of Apiotrichum porosum, 3885 nucleotides long. RefSeq lists its product as uncharacterized. Gene Ontology annotation, biological process: glutathione metabolic process. Bases 1 to 3885 code for a protein of 1294 amino acids. The record is from RefSeq and is a predicted model, not a curated record. Lineage: Eukaryota; Fungi; Basidiomycota; Tremellomycetes; Trichosporonales; Trichosporonaceae. The transcript has 4 exons. Gene Ontology annotation, molecular function: 5-oxoprolinase (ATP-hydrolyzing) activity. Gene Ontology annotation, cellular component: cytosol.
AUGACUGUCGUCACCGACGCCAACCGCGACAAGGUCAAGAUCUGUAUUGACCGAGGAGGCACCUUUUGUGAUGUCAUUGCUCGCAGCAGGGACAAGGGUGACUAUCUCGUCAAGCUUUUGUCUGUCGACCCCCAGAAGGAAGGUGUCCGUCGAGUCCUUGAAUGGUUCACAGGCAGGGAGAUUCCUCGCGACGAGCCACUCGACACAUCGGAGAUCGAGUACCUGCGCAUGGGUACCACGGUCGCGACCAAUGCUCUGCUCGAACGCAAGGGUGAACGCUGCGCGUUUGUGACCACCAAGGGCUUCAAGGACGUCUUGGACAUUGGAACCCAGUCCCGCCCUCACCUCUUUGACCUGGCGAUCAAGAAGCCUGAUGUGCUGUACUCGAGCGUUGUGGAAGUCAGCGAGCGUGUCGCCCCCGAGUGGGAAGACUUUGGAGAGAAAGGGAUGCCCGAGGAGUACGCAUCCACAGGGCGGGUGGUGGGGGGUGUCAACGGUGCCCCCAUGCGCGUGCUUGAGGAGCUGGACGAGGCUGCCGCCAAAGUCUCCCUGCAGUCGCUGUAUGACAACGGCUACCGCUCGAUUGCCAUUGCUCUGGUCCACUCCUACCUCUACCCUGUCCACGAACUGCGGGUCGCGGAGCUCGCCAAGGUCAUCGGCUUUGAACAAAUCUCGGUCUCGUCGAGCCUCCAGGCCAUGAUCAACAUUGUCUCCCGCGGCGGCUCCUCGACAGCUGACGCCUACCUCACCCCCGAGAUCAAGAGGUACCUCCACGGCUUCUCGCAGGGCUUUGCUGGUGGCCUCGACACCCACUCCGACUGCCGCGUGAGCUUCAUGCAGUCCGACGGCGCUCUCUGCGACCACCGCAAGUUCACCGGUCUCAAGGCCAUUCUUUCCGGUCCAGCUGGUGGUGUGGUUGGUUUCGCCAAGACCUCGUUCGACCCUCUGGACGGCUCUCCUGUCGUCGGUUUCGACAUGGGUGGCACGUCCACCGAUGUCUCACGCUUCGGUGGCUCGUACGAACACGUCUUCGAGACCACUACUGCUGGAGUUACCAUCCAAACACCUCAGCUUGACAUCAACACUGUUGCCGCCGGUGGUGGCUCCAUCCUCACUUACCGCAAUGGUCUGCUCGCUGUUGGGCCAGAGUCUGCCGGCGCCCACCCAGGUCCGGCUUGCUACCGCAAGGGCGGACCGCUCACCGUUACCGACGCCAACUUGUUCCUCGGCCGCAUUCACAUUGACUCGUUCCCCAAGAUCUUCGGUCCGACUGAGGACAUGCCCCUUGACUACGAGAUCGUCAGGACCAGGUUUGAGGCGCUUACCAAAGAAGUCAACGCCGAUGGCAGCAACCUGACCCCUGCCGAGGUUGCUGUGGGUUUCUUGAACGUCGCCAACAGUGCCAUGGCCCGUCCCAUCCGCGCUCUCACUGAGCAGAGGGGAUUCCGCACGAGCGCACACAUCCUCGCCUCGUUCGGUGGUGCGGGUGGGCAACACGCUACCGCCCUUGCUCAGGUCAUGGGCAUGCAUACCGUCAUUGUGCACAAGUACUCUUCCCUGCUUUCGGCAUUUGGGAUGGCGCUCGCCGACGUUGCCGUCGACCACUCGGAGCCCUUCAACCAAGAGUAUCAGAUCGGUGCCAACGAUGCCCUAGAGACCCGCUUCAAGGCUCUCGAGGAGUGUGGCCACACCGAACUUCUGGCCCAGGGUAUCCCAGAGGACGCCAUUGUAUUCGAGCGCUUUCUGAACCUCCGCUACCGUGGCUCCGACACACGCCUCAUGAUCCGCCAGCCCAAGUCGGGCGACUAUGCGUCCGAGUUUAUCACUCAGCACUUGCGCGAGUUUGCUUUCAACCUGGACGCGCCCAUUGACAUCGAGAACGUUCGUGUCCGCGCUGUCGGUGCUGGAGAGCAGGACGCCAUUGAAUCUCCCUUUGUCAAGGAGCGCGCAUCCCUAACCAAGGUUCCCGUGGGCAAGGAUGCCCACUUCGCCAACAAUGAGGUCUUCUUUGAGGAGACCGGCAAGUUUGUGACCUCACCGCUUUACCGCCUCGACACUCUCGUCCCGGGCACUACCAUCCAGGGCCCUGCCAUCCUCCUGGACAAGACGCAGACUAUCCUGCUCCACCCUCAGAACAUUGCCGAGAUCCUCAGCAACAGCGUGUUCAUUGACGUCGGUCUGGGAGCCCACAAGGAACUCGACCCCACUGUCGUGGACCCCAUUCAGCUGUCCAUCUUCUCGCACCGCUUCAUGGGUAUUGCUGAACAGAUGGGCCGAGCCCUCCAGCGCACUGCCAUCUCGGUUAUGAUCAAAGAGCGUCUGGACUUUAGCUGCGCCAUCUUUGGGCCCGACGCCCAACUUGUGGCCAAUGCCCCCAACGUGCCGGUCCACCUGGGCUCAAUGCAGUACGCCGUCGAGUUUCAGGCCAAGCACCGCAAGGGACAGCUCCGCCCCGGUGACAUCCUUAUCUCCAACCUCCCAGCGGCGGGAGGCACUCAUCGCCCCGACAUCACAGUGAUCCAGCCUGUGUUUGAGAAGGGCAGCGACUCUGAGAUUGUGUUCUGGGUCGCCGCUCGCGGCCACCACGGUGACAUUGGUGGUCUCGAGGGCCAGUCGAUGCACCCCGAGUCGGUCGAGUCGUGGCAGGAGGGUGCUGGAUUCCUGUCCGAGUUCCUCGUCCGUGACGGCGAGUUCAACAUGGAAGGCAUCACCAGCAUCUUUAAUGCUGCUGGAGAGUUCCCCAACUGUCAAGCCUCCCGUAUGCUGGAAGUCAACAUUUCGGAUCUCCGCGCCCAGUGCUCGGCCUGCGCUGUCGGUUGGUCCCAGAUCCAGGAGCUCUUUGUCGAAUAUGGCAAGCCAGUCGUCCAGCAGUACAUGGGCGCCAUUCGCACCAACGCCGAGCUGGCUGUACGUGCCUUCUUCCGCGAGCGUACAACGACCCCUCUCAUUGCCGAGGACUACAUGGACGACGGGUCCAUCAUUCGCCUCCGCAUCGAUGUUAAGGAGGACGGCACGGCCUCGUUCGACUUCACCGGCACCACCCUCGAGUCGUACUCCAACCUCAACACUCCGGCGGCCGUGUCGCGCUCUGCCAUCAUGUACUGCCUGCGCACUCUCAUCGGCACCGACAUGCCCAUGAACGCCGGUGUCCUGGCUCCCGUCACAGUCACCAUCCCCGAGAACACCCUUCUCAACCCUAGCAGCCACGCUGCCGUCAGCUCGGGUAACACCGAGACAUCGCAGCGUGUGGUUGAUGUCAUCUUCAAGGCCUUCAAGGCUUGCGCCGCUGGUCAAGGUGGCAUGAACAUGUCUGGCUUCGACUACGGCAAGUACUACUAUGGCGAGACCAUCUGUGGUGGUGCUGGUGCUGGUGAUCAUUGGAACGGCCAGUCCGCCGUCCAUGUCAACAUGACCAAUACCAGGAUUGGCGAUGUUGAGAUCGUCGAGAAGCGCUUCCCAGUCAUCAUCAAUGAGUGGUCAAUCCGUCGCGGCUCGGGCGGUAAUGGCAAGUUUAUCGGUGGCGACGGCGUUGUCCGCGAGUACAAGGCUCGUGUCCCAAUGCGCGCCUCGCUCAAUGGUGAACGCCGUGUCACCCAACCCUACGGCAUGGCGGGCGGCUCUCCCGGUGAGCGUGGUGCGAACUACUGGCAGCGCACGUCGAUCAACGGGCAGACCUCCCGCCGCGUUAAACUCAAGCCCGCCUCGGCGUUCGACAUGGCUGCAGGCGACUCUGUGGUCAUCAACACUCCCGGUGGUGGGGGCUACCUCCCACCGACGGAGGGUGAGGCCCAUGGCGCUGCCACCGUCCAACCCAAUGGUACCAGCUACCCUCGCGCGAACGGUAGUGUGGCUCAGUGGCAGUCGCUGCAAGAGACCACUGGCUAG